AUGUUCUUGCGGACUUCUUCUGGCGUGCUUCGCCUGAGCUCCUGGCUUCGCAAUGAUCGUCUGCAUAUCCGCUUUCCCCUCCAAUGGAUUGCCUUGAUCCUCGCUGUGAUUGGGGGCCUCAUUGUAUUCUAUGUGUUUGCCGUCCCUCAACUUCUCAGAUUCCGGUUCCGUGCCGACUUAAGCUGGUAUGAUCUAGGAGCUCAAGGGUUUGGUCCAGACCGAAGUUUCAUCUCCUUCCAUCAAGAAUCCCCCAUUGUUGAAGUCACCCCGCCUGAUGCAAAAUGCGAUGACCGGUACACAUUCCUUGCGCCUCGGGGCGAUUCAAUUGCCCAUCCCGGUCCGAUGAUCCUAAAUCCCGCUGGGGAGCUUGUGUGGACAAAAUGGAACGGGGGGACGACACAAGACUUCAAAAUGCAGCGAUACAAGGGUGAAGACUACCUCACUUAUUGGCAAGGAGACACAGCUGACGGUUAUGGACGAGGGUCAUGGUACAUGCUCGAUUCAACCUAUACACAGAAGUACGUUGUGUCUCCAAUCGGCAUAUAUGAUGGCGAUCUCCAUGACUUCCAAAUCACUCCCAAUGAUACCGCAAUUUUGCUAAUUUACGACCCUAUCCCGAUGGAUUUGAGCUCUAUCGGCGGACCAGAGCUGGGAUGGAUGUAUGAUGGAAUGUUCCAGGAAAUCAAUUUCGAAACCGGAGAACUGCUAUUCCAAUGGCGCGUAUCCAAUUUUUACGACCCAGGUGAUAGUUAUUAUCCGAUUGGAGAUGCCGGUCAGGGACGCACCUCCGGGUAUGACCACUCGCAUAUCAACAGUGUGGACAAGGAUGAUCAGGGCCGGUACCUGGUUUCAAUGCGCCACCUCCAUACUGUUGCAUGUAUAGAUGGCACCACUGGUGAUGUCCUCUGGUCACUGGGAGGGAAACGGAACACCUUUGCCGAUGCUUCGGAUGGAGCUGCCACCGAGUUCUCAUGGCAGCAUGACGCUCGCUGGCAAGGACCCAACCGCCUCAGCUUAUUCGACAAUGCAGCCUACAAUAACGAGAACCUCUCCGCGGUGAGCCGUGGGAUGAUCGUUGAUCUGGAUACGGAAGAACAGCAAGCAACAUUACUGCAAUCCUUCCACCAUCCGCACGACAUAAUGGCCGUUUCGCAAGGGAACGUGCAAGUACUCGGCACAGGGAACGUUCUCGUGGGCUGGGGUCACUCUGCAGCCUUCACCGAGUUCUCCCCAGAGGGCGAUGUUGUAUGCGACGUGCACUUUGGAGCCUCUGCUUUCUUCACAUUUGGUCGUGUCGUCUCCUACCGAGUGUUCAAAUUUGACUGGGUUGGUAAUCCUCUGACAAUCCCCGACACUGCCGUGACACCAGAGAGUGUCUUUGUUAGUUGGAACGGUGCCACCGAGGUAGCGGAAUGGCGAGUUGAGGCAUGGGACGGUGAAGACCUCAGAAACAUGACCUUCACGGCUGUGGACCAGGUCCCUCGCGAAGGGUUUGAAACUGAAAUCCCACUCACCUCCAAUAUUGAUUCAUUAUUCCGCCUGCGUGCAAUCAAGUCCAACGGAGAGAGUCUCGGUGUAACGCAACUACUCCAACGACUACCAGCAUCAUCGUCGGAAGGCUCUUUCAUGCCAACCCAUGGGCCUUGGCGGCCAUUGUGCUUGUGGUGCUUGGUUGCCUUAUUUGCGGCGUGCGUUUUGCUAUUCACCGUCGACUUCGCCAAGGACUCGGCUCUAGUGGCCUCUAUCAAUUAG
This is a messenger RNA of Penicillium hordei, 1752 nucleotides long. RefSeq names its product arylsulfotransferase family protein. The record is from RefSeq and is a predicted model, not a curated record. The transcript has 2 exons. The coding region runs from base 1 to 1752 and encodes 583 amino acids. NCBI's taxonomy places the organism in Eukaryota, Fungi, Ascomycota, Eurotiomycetes, Eurotiales, Aspergillaceae.